This is a messenger RNA of Peromyscus eremicus (cactus mouse), 447 nucleotides long. It is a transcript of the gene Glod5, whose product is annotated as glyoxalase domain containing 5. The transcript has 4 exons. The record is from RefSeq and is a predicted model, not a curated record. Lineage: Eukaryota; Metazoa; Chordata; Mammalia; Rodentia; Cricetidae. Bases 1 to 447 code for a protein of 148 amino acids.
AUGUGGGGUCCAACGUCUGAGAAUCAGCUAUGGAGGAACAGCAGUCAGAUCCCUUCCCCGUGUCUUAUGCAAAGACUUGACCACAUCGUGAUGACAGUAAAGAACAUCGAAGACACCAUCAUGUUCUAUUCCAAGAUCCUGGGACUGAAAGUCACUACUUUCAAGGGGGAUCGGAAGGCAUUGUGUUUUGGAGACCAAAAAUUUAACUUACAUGAGGUGGGAAAGGAAUUUGACCCCAAAGCCGCUCACCCCAUUCCGGGAUCCCUGGACAUCUGUCUGAUUACAGAAGCGCCUUUGGAGGAGGUGAUGAAGCGUCUCAAGGUUUUUGAUGUCCCCAUUGAGGAGGGCCCAGUCUCCAGAACAGGAGCAAAGGGGCCUAUUAUGUCCAUCUACUUCCGAGAUCCUGACAGAAAUCUCAUUGAGGUGUCCAACUAUGUCACCUCAUGA